Messenger RNA from Aspergillus ochraceoroseus IBT 24754, 290 nucleotides. RefSeq lists its product as uncharacterized. The transcript has a single exon. Bases 53 to 223 code for a protein of 56 amino acids. The record is from RefSeq and is a predicted model, not a curated record. NCBI's taxonomy places the organism in Eukaryota, Fungi, Ascomycota, Eurotiomycetes, Eurotiales, Aspergillaceae.
GACUCGUGUGUCCCUGCUGUUGUCCAUUGUCCACGUCAAAGGUUUUGAUUGCAUGUACUCUGUACUGGUAGGUAGAUUCCACGUCUCGUCCACCCCCCAGGAUCCCCUUGCUGGCUUCUCUCUGUCCGUUUCAUACCCUCAUGUUCUGUCGUAUAUCAUCUACACCACGUCUGGUCUACUCUUAUCUGCCCUGGUCCUUCUUAGUCUUAUUCUUGCCUCAUAGAAAUAUCAGUCCCAGUGCCCCUCCGUGACAACACCACAGCUUACUAGGAACCACCUGUCAUGAUUAC